UUAUCGGAAAUCAAUCCGUUUGGUCAUAGAUUGGGGCCUGUUUCGACUAGAUUGAUUGAUGCUGCUCGAAAUCUUGAUAAUAAUAUAAGCAAUAGGCUACGUUCACUGUUAGAACAGAAUGGUCGACUCGAAGAUAUCCAUGAGGAAAAAAAAAUGAUGCGCUUUAAAACAGAAGAUGAAAAACUAGGAAAAGCGGCUGUUGAAAAUAUCAAGUAUGCAUAUUGUAACAUAAAAUCAGUAUUACCAUCAAUUUUGGGAGUAACUUCGGAAGAAUAUGACGAAAUGAUCAAUGUAUUUGGCAAAGAGUUAAAAGAUAAUGAUAGCUAUCUCGACCUUACCCGUGUUUAUGGAC
Molecule: messenger RNA, 352 nt
Organism: Acaulospora morrowiae
Lineage: Eukaryota; Fungi; Glomeromycota; Glomeromycetes; Diversisporales; Acaulosporaceae
Source: the annotation of a GenBank genome assembly